Funneliformis caledonium is the source of this 357-nucleotide messenger RNA. The record is from the annotation of a GenBank genome assembly. Lineage: Eukaryota; Fungi; Glomeromycota; Glomeromycetes; Glomerales; Glomeraceae.
AUGACUACAUUUACUAGAGUGUUGAAUGGACGUGGUAAAAAUCUUUUUGAAAUACAAUUCUCUGAUGGUAAUACGACGUUAUGUAUCUUACCACCAAAAUUUCGUAAUCUCAUAUGGGUGAAACGAGGUAAAGAAACUACUGAGCGUGUAGGCAAAGUUGGAGGAGAAAUUGAACACGUAUUAUUUUCCGAUCAUAUUAAACAUUUAAAAUAUCAAGAAAUAUGGCCUCAAGGGUUUGAAAAUCAAGAAGAGGAAAAUUCAAGACAAGAUACGAAUUCUGAUGAACUUUUCGUAAAUACUAACCGCCACGAAAUUGGCGACGAUACAACCACCUCGAGUGAAAAUGAAGAAAAUUAA